AUCAAAUGUUGGGUCGUCGCUAUCUUCAAAAUCCAUUUCCGGAUUUUGUCCCCGGCGAGGGACAGACAGCGGUCAGUGAUAAACAAAUCAAAAGUUUGAUUAAGCUGUACGUGGAGACCAUUUUGGAGAAAUAUGAUACGGUGGCAGACGAACGCGGCGACUUGUAUGUGGGAGAUGCUGGGGUAAGCUUAAUGUUCUGGAAGCUGUACAAAUCGGAACAUACGCGUCCGAUGUUCCCAGAUGCGUUGAAGCAGGCCGUCGCUUUUAUGAGCACUGCCAAGGAGAAAUGCAAGCCUUAUUUGAAGCGCUCCUCGGAGCGCUUCUCCUUCGUCUGUGGCAACGCUGGGAUAUAUGCCGUCUCCGCAGCCAUUUCGAUGGCAGUCGAAGACACUAAAACUAUGGCCAAUGAUCUGGCUGUCUUCAAGACGGGAAUGCCGGCCAGCUUGGAGAAAAUGCACACGAAAACUGGCUGCGACGGAUUUAUGGUGGGACGGGCCGGCUAUCUAUCUGGCUGCUACUGGCUUAACAAGGUUCUCGGACAUAAGGUGAUCUCCGACGAUGACGUGAUCUCCAUUUGCCAGAUGAUCAUAGCCAGUGGCCGUGAGUACAGCAAGAUCCGAAAGAGCCCGUCGCCGCUGGCCUACCUGCAUCACGGCACCCAGUAUCUGGGAGCGGCGCAUGGCAUGUGCGGCAUUUUCCACAUGCUGCUCGAUAGUCCCUGGUUCCGGACCAUACCGAUCUCCGCCCCGAAAGAUGUAUUACUCGACAUUAAGAUCUCCAUUGACCUCUUCGUUGAACUUCAGGACAGCGUGGGAAACUUCCCGGUGUCCAUGGAGGACUUGCUCACGGGAAGGGAUCCAGAGCGGCGCCUGGUGCACUGGUGUCACGGCGCCCCAGGGGCAGUCUACAUGCUGGCCAAGGCCUACUUGAUCUUCAACGAGGAGAAGUACUUGAACGCCAUACGUCUGGCGUCCGAUCUUGUCUGGAACAGGGGAGUCUUGCGCAAGGGACCCGGUAUAUGUCACGGCGUGGCCAGCGGUGGCUAUGUCUUUCUGCUGCUCUUCCGUCUGACAAACGAGAUGAUGUACCACUACAGGGCUCUCAAGUUCAUGGAGCUGCUGAUCAACCCCAUCUUCCAGGGAGAGGCUCGUAUGCCCGAUCGUCCAUAUAGUCUUUUCGAGGGAGUGGCUGGCACUGUGUGCUUCCUGAUUGACCUCUUGGAUCCGGACCAGGCCUCAUUCCCCUUCAUGGAUGCGUUCCAUUAGGGUGUUCCAAAGGAGAGGCACCACGGCCCACUUGUCACUUGUCAAAUUUUACUCUUGUUUAGUUGCUUAUGUUAAAUUUACGUUCAAAAAUUUGGAGGGUUAUCUAUGCUCCACAGCCGCCACAAACUGACCGUUGACUCUGUUCUCUUUGGAUCCUCUACAUCUCUAAAACCUUGCAAGAUUCUGUAUGGUCUCUAAGCACUCAAAAAAGUAAUCAACGAAGUGCUUUUUGUUUUGGCGUUUGAUGUCUUUCAGUACUUGUAUUAGUGCAUUGGUCGCCAUAUAUAUAUAGCUUAUUCAAUCUAUCUAAGCCUUAAGUCAUAGAUACAACACCUUUUAAGUACCUUCAUUC
Messenger RNA from Drosophila persimilis, 1617 nucleotides. Its product is annotated as lanC-like protein 3 homolog. Gene Ontology annotation, cellular component: plasma membrane. Gene Ontology annotation, biological process: peptide modification; carbohydrate metabolic process. The record is from RefSeq and is a predicted model, not a curated record. The coding region runs from base 6 to 1265 and encodes 419 amino acids. The transcript is spliced from 2 exons. Lineage: Eukaryota; Metazoa; Arthropoda; Insecta; Diptera; Drosophilidae.